Messenger RNA from Aspergillus novofumigatus IBT 16806, 1725 nucleotides. Its product is annotated as 3-keto-steroid reductase. Gene Ontology annotation, molecular function: 3-beta-hydroxysteroid 3-dehydrogenase (NADP+) activity. Gene Ontology annotation, biological process: ergosterol biosynthetic process. Bases 113 to 1465 code for a protein of 450 amino acids. The record is from RefSeq and is a predicted model, not a curated record. NCBI's taxonomy places the organism in Eukaryota, Fungi, Ascomycota, Eurotiomycetes, Eurotiales, Aspergillaceae. Gene Ontology annotation, cellular component: mitochondrial outer membrane; lipid droplet; endoplasmic reticulum membrane. The transcript has 2 exons.
UGAAGGGGGCAAGUGUUGACAAUCAGAUCGGCUACACCACCAACAACUACUACUACUACUCAAUUGACAAGUCACGAUCACAGAGAUACUCGCGCCUCGAGGAUCUGACUACAUGUCUGACAGGGAUUCCCAAAAUGACCUGCAAGACAAGGUCUUUGUCUUGGUAACCGGUGCCAACAGUGGCCUUGGUUUCUCAAUCUGCUGUCGACUGGUGGAUGAAUUUUUGAAAUCUCACCGACAUCCCCGCCAGUCUCUGACCGUUAUUUUCACCACGCGGAGCACCAAGAAGGGAAAUGACACUCUCGUUCGCCUACAUGAUCACCUUCGCGGCGCCUCUGCCUCUGUCUCUGCUUCCGCCGAAGCAUCAGCGCAAGUCACCUUUGUGCCCGAGAACGUCGACCUGUCGAACCUCGUCUCGGUCCGCGCCCUGUCCCGUCGACUGAACCAGACCCUCCCCAAACUCGAUGCGAUCGUGCUGAACGCCGGCCUGGGCGGAUGGACGGGCAUCAACUGGCCCAAGGCAAUCUGGGGUGUCAUGACAGACCUGGUGCACGAAGUCUCCUGGCCAUCGUUCAAGAUCGCGCCCGCGGGAAUGGUGACGGACCCCCAGACCGCACUGGGCGACGACAAGGAACCGCGUCUCGGCGCGGUCUUCUGCGCGAACGUCUUCGGCCACUACAUGCUAGCACACAACGUCAUGCCGCUGCUGCGACACCCUGAUCAGCUCCAUGGGCCCGGCCGCGUCAUCUGGGUCUCCAGUCUCGAGGCGACCGUGAAGUACCUCGACGUCGACGACAUACAGGGCCUGACCACUCUGGCCCCCUACGAGUCCUCAAAGGCUUUGACCGACAUCCUGGCUCUGACCGCGGACCUCCCCAGCUCAGCACCCUGGGUUAAGAGCUUCUACUCGGUCAACGAGCAACCAGAACCCCAAAAAGAAACAGAACAGGAACCCCCGCACCCAAACAUGUUCCUCACCCACCCCGGCAUCUGCGGCACAGGCAUCCUCCCGCUCUCCUGGCCCCUCUUCUACUCCAUGCUCGCGGCAUUCUGGCUAGCCCGCCUCCUCGGAUCCCCCUGGCACACGAUCUCCACCUACGCCGGCGCCUGUGCCCCCGUCUGGCUCGCCCUGUCCGCUCAGGCCGUCCUCGAUGACGCCGAAGCGCCGUACCGGCGCAACGGCGGCGGGAGAGUGAAAUGGGGCUCCUCGUGUAACCGUCUCGGUCAGGACCGGCCGGUGUGCACUGAAGUCGAUGGAUGGGGGUACGGUGGCGUGGUUGGGCCGGCCGUCCUCGACGGUGACCGGUGCCGUCGCCGGAAGAGGGGCGCGGUGGAUGUCACUGCGGAAGAGAAACUGCAGUAUGAAGAUCUGGGUAGGGAAUGCUGGCAGCGCAUGGAGGAAUUGCGGAUUCAGUGGGACAAGCUUCUUGACGAGGCUGAGGCCCAGGUUGAAUCCAAGGCAUGACCAGCGUUAACCCUAUACCAUAGCCCUCCUCUUCCUCUUCCUCGCAUCCUGUACUUUCCCGGGUUUAUAACUUGCUUAAUGUGUAAUUGUACAUCACCGUCUCUCAGCGUGAUUAUUCUGAGACUUGUCGAGUGUCGUCGAUUAGGGCCUUAUUCUGUAUCCAAAAUAAUAAUGCAGACUUGGACAUGCUUCGGAACAAUUAUCACCUUCAUAUCUGCCUUCACUAUUUACAUUCCAAGAAACCCCUUGUCCACGUUUAU